AUACUGUCUUGCCUCCGGUCGCGCGCGGGCCCAGUACUCGGCCGUCAGCGGGAGCUGCCAGGCUCUGGAGGGCGCCCCGGAAACCAUGGAGGUCCUCGUCCUGGCCGGAUACCGCGCGCAGAAGGAGGACGAGCUGAGUCUGGCGCCCGGGGACGUGGUCCGGCAGGUGCGCUGGGUGCCCGCGCGGGGCUGGCUUCGCGGAGAACUGGGGGGCCGCUAUGGCCUCUUCCCAGAGCGCCUGGUGCAGGAGAUCCCAGAGACCCUGCGGGGUUCCAGAGAGGCGCGGAGACCGCGCUGUGCGCGCCGCCGAGGUCAUCCUGCCAAAUACCCGGGGCCCCAAAGAUGGUGCAAAGUGAACUUCAACUACAGCCCAGAGCAGGCGGACGAGCUGAAGCUGCAAGCUGGGGAGAUCGUGGAAAUGAUAAAGGAGAUUGAGGACGGCUGGUGGCUGGGGAAGAAGAACGGGCAGCUGGGAGCCUUCCCAUCCAACUUUGUGGAAUUGCUGGACAGUGGGCCCCCAAGCUUUGGUAACCCAGACAUGCCUUCAGUCAGCCCUGGUCCCCAGCGGCCUCCCAAGCUGAGCAGCCUGGCCUAUGACAGCCCUCCAGACUACCUGCAGACAGUCUCCCACCCUGAGGCCUACAGGGUCCUGUUUGACUACCAGCCUGAGGCCCCAGACGAGUUGACGCUGCGGAGGGGGGACGUGGUGAAAGUACUCAGCAAGACCACAGAGGAUAAGGGCUGGUGGGAAGGAGAAUGUCAAGGACGAAGAGGAGUUUUUCCAGACAACUUCGUACUCCCACCACCGCCAAUCAAGAAGCUGGUCCCACGGAAAGUGGUAUCUCGGCAAUCAGCUCCUAUUAAGGAACCAAAAAAGUUGAUGCCCAAAACAUCCCUCCCCACAGUCAAGAAACUAGCGACAGCCGCCACUGGGCCCAGCAAAGCCAAGACAUCUCGGACACCCAGCAGGGACAGUCAGAAGCUCACUUCCCGAGACUCAGGCCCCAAUGGUGGCUUCCAAAGCGGGGGUUCGUGUCCCCCUGGCCGAAAGCGAUCCAAAACCCAGACUCCCCAGCAACGCUCUGUGUCCAGUCAGGAGGAAGAGCACAGCAGCCCAGCAAAGGCCCCCUCUGUGAAGAGAACCCCCAUGCUGGACAAGACCACAACUCCAGAGAGGCCCCCAGCUCCAGAGAAUGCCCCCGGCUCCAAGAAGAUCCCGGUUCCUGACAAGGUCCCCUCCCCAGAGAAGACCCUCACUCUAGGCGACAAGGCCUCUAUCCCAGGGAACUCCACCUCGGGGAAGAUCCCAGCUCCUGACAUAGUCCCCACCCCAGAGAGGAUGGUGACUCCAGAGGACAAGGCCUCUAUCCCAGAGAACUCCAUCCCAGAGGAGGCCCUGACUGUGGACAAACCCUCCACUCCAGAGAGGCUCUUUUCAGUGGAAGAGGCCAGUGGCCCAGAAGUCCCACCAAUGGAUAAAGUCCCUGAUCCAAAGAUGGCCCCUCUGGGGGAUGAGGCCCCCACCCGAGAAAAGGUCUUGACCCCAGAGCUUUCUGAAGAAGAGGUGUCCACCAGAGAUGACACUCAAUUCCAUCACUUCUCUUCGGAGGAAGCCCUGCAGAAGGUCAAGUCCUUUGUAGCCAAAGAGGCUCCAUCAUCCCAGGAGAAGGCCCACACACCAGAGGCACCCCCACUCCAGCCUCCUUCCUCAGAGAGGUGCCUGGGAGAGAUGAAAUGCCCCCUUGUUAGAGGGGACAGCUCCCCACACCAGGCUGAGUUGAAGUCUGGGCCAGCGUCCAGGCCUGCUCUUGAGAAGCCCCACCCCCAGGCAGAGGCUACAACGCUUCUAGAGGAGGCACCUUCCAAAGAGGAGAGGACCCCUGAAGAGGAGGCAUCCCCCAAUGAGGAAAGGCCUCUGAGAGAGGAGGUGCUCCCGAAAGAGGGAGUGGCUUCCAAAGGGGAGGUGCUCCCCAAAGAGGGAGUGGCUUCCAAAGGGGAGGUGCUCCCCAAAGAGGGAGUGGCUUCCAAAGAGGUGCUCCCCAAAGGGGGAGUGGCUUCCAAGGAGGAGGUGCUCCCCAAAGAGGGAGUGGCUUCCAAGGAGGAGAUGCUCCCCAAAGAGGGAGUGGCUUCCAAAGAGGAGGUGACCCUGAAAGAGGAAGUGGCUCCAAAAGAGGAGGUGCCCCCUAUAGAUACAGCCUUUGCCCAAAAAACACAUCCUAUCAAGCCGUCUCCAGACUCCCAAGAGACACUCACGCUCCCCUCCUUGCUUCCGCAAAACUACACGGAAAACAAGAAUGAGGGAGUCGAUGUAACGUCGCUGAGGGGCGAGGUGGAGUCUCUAAGGAGGGCGCUGGAGCUGAUGGGGGUGCAGCUGGAGAGGAAGCUGACCGACAUCUGGGAGGAGCUGAAGAGCGAGAAGGAGCAGCGCCAGCGGCUGGAGGUCCAGGUGAUGCAGGGGACCCAGAAGUCCCAGACCCCGCGCAUCAUCCACGCGCAGACGCAGACCUACUGAGGGCGGGCCUGGGAAGGGACCGCGGCCCGUCCUGGCUGGGGCCACCCACGUCCUUGCACACGACUUUGGGAAACUCGAGAAAGUAAACUCUGCCUCGCAAGGGGCCACGCCGGUCUGGUCGCUAGGGGCGGGGUCUGCGCGGGGGCAGGGCCUGGGCCUCCGCAUUCCUGACGGUCCCUCCCGGGCACAUCUGUCCAACAUGUGGCUCCCAUUACCGUUC
This is a messenger RNA of Macaca mulatta (Rhesus monkey), 2732 nucleotides long. RefSeq names its product SH3 domain containing 21 (gene MNMIP1). Lineage: Eukaryota; Metazoa; Chordata; Mammalia; Primates; Cercopithecidae. The record is from RefSeq and is a predicted model, not a curated record. Gene Ontology annotation, molecular function: protein binding. Gene Ontology annotation, biological process: cell migration; actin filament organization.